Molecule: messenger RNA, 3963 nt
Organism: Uranotaenia lowii
Lineage: Eukaryota; Metazoa; Arthropoda; Insecta; Diptera; Culicidae
Exons: 6
Coding region: 1-3963 (1320 amino acids)
Molecular function (GO): zinc ion binding; nucleic acid binding
Source: RefSeq, a predicted model, not a curated record
AUGGUCACACAGCAACGGUUCAACGGAACAGCUAUUGGUUGCGACUCGGGUUGGCGAUUGAACCACCAAGCUACCUGGAGUGUUGCGAUUGGGUUCGAAGGGUUCGAACAGGGAAGCAAGGGCUUCGGUAUACGGACUACGGUCAAUCUACAACGCCAGAAGUCAUCCGGUAAAAUUGGAAGCGACCAGCAACGGUGCUGGCGGAAAGGCAACACUCUUCGGAAAGGCAAGGUGGUGAACUGGGAACCCAAGGCGGCGCCAACACUUAGAUAUUGGAUUGUUAAACUAAAGGAAAUCCAGUCAUCGUUUGGAGAUAUUUGGGAAUUUGUCGAAACAUUUCAAGAAGAUGUAAGCUCGACACAAAUUUCGGUACGAUUAAAUGCCAUCGAUGAUUUGUGGGAAUGGUUUGGAGAUGUUUUGAUAGAAAUUAAAUCUCAUGAGGACUUUACUGCGGGUGAUGAAAUCUACGAUAAAGAGCGAAAGGAAUUCAGUGAUAGGUUUUAUCAUGCGAAAUCGUUUCUGAUUGAGAAGGCCAAGGAGCGUCAGGAUUCUGCUGAGGUGAACCUGACUAUUCGGUCUGAACCUGGUCACAUGGCAAACGUAGAUCAUGUUCGACUCCCACAAAUCAAGCUUCAAUCUUUUGAUGGAAACAUCGAUGAAUGGCUAGGUUUUCGUGAUUUGUACCUCUCUUUGAUUCACUGGAAGCAGGAACUUCCAGAGGUGGAAAAGUUCCACUAUUUGAAAGGGUGUUUGCAAGGCGAACCAAAGGCGUUGAUCGAUCCGCUACAAAUCACGAAAACAAAUUAUACUGUUGCAUGGGAGAUGCUAUUGAAACGGUACAAUAAUAGCAAACAGCUGAAAAAACGGCAGGUGCAAGCACUUUUCAAGCUGCCAGGAAUGGUAAAGGAAUCCAAGGGUGAGCUACAAACGUUGCUGGAGGGUUUUGAGAGAAUUGUGAACACUCUUGAUCAAGUUCUGGAAACCGACGAAUACAAGGACUUACUGUUGGUGAAUUUUCUCGUUUCUCGGUUGGAUUCAGUAACACGUAGGAGCUGGGAGGAAGAGUCUGGUACCAAGGAGCAAGAUUCUCUGGCAGAACUCACAGAAUUUCUUCAUCGUCGAGUUCGGGUUUUAGAAGCUCUCCCUCCACGGUUUACGGACAACAGACCAAUGCAGCCUCAAGGUUCGGUGAAACAGAAGACGGUCAGUGUCAGAACUGACCAUAACAACGUGAAGUCUUCCGGGCUUAGAUGUCAUGCAUGCAAGGAAAGUCAUUUGCUUCACCAGUGUCAGAAGUUUUUGAGAAUGGGUGUCAAUGAAAGGGAUUCUCUUUUGAAGGUUCAGUCGUUAUGCAGAAACUGUUUCAGGUCUGGGCACAUGGCUAAGGAUUGCCAGUCUAAAUUCUGGUGCAGGACCUGUAAAGGUAGACAUCAUACGUUGGUGUGUUUCAAGGUGAAGGAAGACAGUCAGCCAGCCGAACUUCGAUCAAGUGUUCCUUCAACAUUAAGUGGUGGUGCUUCGAAAGAGAGUUCUACUUUUCAAACAUCGCAUUCGUCAUCAGCCUGCCUAACAUCUAGUGAUCAGAGGAGGCCUCGAUCACAAGUUCUGUUAGCAACAGCGGUAGUUUUCAUCGAAGAUGAGAUGGGCGCCCGGAUUCCAGCUCGUGCAUUGUUAGACUCCGGAUCAGAAAGCAACUUUAUCUCGGAGCGGUUGUGCCAGUUGAUGAAGAUAAGUCGGAAGAAGGUGGACAUCUCAAUCUUGGGUAUCGGUCAAGUACAAACAAGAGUCAAGCAUAAGAUUGAGGCGGUGGUUCAUUCCAGGGUAACCAAAUUCUCCAAAGAAAUGAACUUUUUGAUUUUACCGAAGGUAACGGUUGAUCUUCCUACAUCAUCGGUUGAUACGGAUGGGUGGAGAAUUCCGGACGGUAUUAGGCUUGCGGAUCCGUCAUUUUUUGUGUCCACAAAGGUGGAUUUAGUGCUUGGAAUUGAGUUCUUUUUCGAGUUUUUCCAAACGGGGAAGAAUAUGUGUAUUGGCGACAACUUACCAACGCUCACGGAUUCGGUUUUCGGAUGGGUGGUUUCCGGAGGUCUAUCGGAACAUACAGUGACAAGGGUCAACUGUAACACUUCUACUACAGAGUCGUUGGAAUCGUUGGUUUCCCGUUUUUGGGCGUGCGAGGAGAUCGGUUUGGAAAAACUGUACACAGAGGAGGAACAAAUGUGUGAAGACCAUUUUCAGAAAACGGUUCUGAGAAAUUCCGAUGGAAGGUACACAGUAGCCUUGCCCAAAAAACCGCAGUCUUUUCCAACUCUGGGUGAAUCAAGGGAAAUAGCAUUUCGUCGGCUGCAGGCUACGGAACGAAGGCUGAACAGGGAUUCUGACCUUCGAAACCAAUACAUAGCGUUUAUGGAGGAAUACAUUGAGCUUGGACACAUGCAGAAGGUUGAGGAGAAUCUAUUGGUGAAACGUUGCUUCCUACCACAUCAUCCCGUCCUGAAAGAAAGCAGUACCACCACAAAACUUCGGGUGGUGUUUGAUGCGUCCUGUAAAACGUCUUCGGGGACCUCGUUGAAUGAUGGGUUGUUAGCUGGGCCGGUGAUUCAGGAGGAUUUGAGGUCGAUCAUACUUCGCUGCCAUACAAAACAAGUCAUGGUUGUUGCGGAUGUAGAGAAGAUGUUCCGGCAAAUCUUCAUAACUCCUGCGGAUCGUCCUUUGCAAUCGAUACUUUGGCGAAAAUCACUGUCGGAUGAGGUCGCAGUAUACGAGCUGAACACAGUUACGUACGGUACAAAACCCGCGCCAUUCUUGGCAACCAGGACGUUGAAACAGUUGGCUAUUGACGAAGAAGAGCGCUAUCCCCUUGCGGCUAAGGCUUUUACCGAGGAUACCUACAUGGACGACGUGAUAACCGGAGCAGAAGAUGUGGAAGCAGCACUCAAGCUGAGGCUUCAGCUCGAAAAUGCUGCGAUAGCAGGUGGAUUUCGGUUACGAAAGUUUGCUUCUAACUGUCCAAGGAUUUUAGAAGGCAUGACUGAGGAAAACGUGGCGAUUAAAGACUUCUCGGAGGAUGCUGAAUCAGAUCCGUCGAUGAAGAUUCUUGGACUCACAUGGCUGCCGAAAUCAGACAUCUUCAAAUAUCAGUUUAGUUUUCCGGAGUUAUCGACAUCAGGUGCCCUUACGAAACGACAGGUUCUUUCGGUGAUUGCAACAUUGUUCGAUCCGCUCGGCUUAUUGGGAGCAGCGAUUACAACAGCUAAGGUUUUCAUGCAACAACUUUGGCUAUUGCAGGAUAGCAAUCAAGAGCGUUUGGGUUGGGAUCAACCACUACCUCCAACGUUUGUUUGCGAUCGAUUGCCCACAACCGACCAGGAGAGAUCAUCAUCACCCAUCAGUACUGAUAGUGCAGUACUGAUGAAUAUCAUCACCGCCCAAGCAGCGGGAGAAGUUUACUCCGAUCGGAUUGUGCCUGGACUUGUUAGUCGCACACCAUUCCUCGAUUAUACCACACGAACCAUUUUAACCGUUGCUAUUGCCACUGGAUCGAUCACCGUUUGUUGGUUGCUGGUCAAAGGGAGUUUCUGCCGAUUGUGCUGUCUACUUUACUGCCACGGUACUGGCCUAGUUAGCACACAAAGGAAUCUACAAGCCGACAUUCUGAGGCAGCUGGUGGUUUGGCAAAACCAGAACGAUCGUGCGGUUGGUCAUCUCGUGGUAACCGCGCAUACUGUUGUUCGUGGUGAAUUCAACGGUGGCUCAGGGCAACCUAGCUCAGUUUGCGAACAUCGAAGGCUGGAAUUUCCGGACAAGUUUGUUUGCGAUCGAUUGCCCACAACCGACCAGGAGAGAUCAUCAUCACCCAUCAGUACUGAUAGUGCAGUACUGAUGAAUAUCAUCACCGCCCAAGCAGCGGGAGAAGUUUACUCCGAUCGGAUUGUGCCUGGACUUGUGAGUCGCACACCAUAG